Messenger RNA from Medicago truncatula (barrel medic), 1918 nucleotides. Its product is annotated as aldehyde oxidase GLOX. NCBI's taxonomy places the organism in Eukaryota, Viridiplantae, Streptophyta, Magnoliopsida, Fabales, Fabaceae. Bases 118 to 1716 code for a protein of 532 amino acids. The transcript has a single exon. The record is from RefSeq and is a predicted model, not a curated record.
CAACAUUAUACUUACACUUUUCAUUACAAUUUCCACUUUAAUUAAUUCUCAUUCUUUAUAGAACCUUCUCCAACACCACACUUCACUUCCACUCACUACUCUUAUCUCUAAUCUUCAAUGGAAACCAUUCCUCUCUUUGUGAUAUGCUUUCUCAUACAACUCUUCACAUUCCAAACUCCCACACGUGCCACCCUCCCCGGCACGUGGGAGCUUCUAGUCCAAAACGCAGGUAUAGCCUCAAUGCACACAACAGUAACACGCUUCAACACCGUUAUCCUCUUAGACCGAACCAACAUCGGUCCAACCCGUAAACUCCUCCCAAAAAACCAUUGCCGGUUCACCAAAACCAAACCGGAUUGUUACGCCCAUUCAGUCCUCUUCGACCCCAUAAAAAACCAACUCCGUCCCUUAAAAAUCCUCACCGACACAUGGUGCUCGUCCGGUUCAUUUCUCCCAAACGGUUCACUCUUACAAACCGGUGGUGAUUUAGACGGGUUUAAAAAGAUCCGAAUAUUCAACCCGUGUGAUUCAACCGGGUCUUGCGAUUGGGAAGAGUUAAACGACGUCGAAUUAAGCGAAGGUCGUUGGUAUGCGACGAAUCAAAUUCUUCCAGAUGGUUCCAUCAUCAUCAUCGGUGGAAGAGGUUCAAACACAGUUGAAUUUUACCCGAAACGCGAAAACGGUGUCGUUUUGUUUCCGUUUCUACAAGAAACUGAAGAUACACAAAUGGAUAAUUUAUACCCGUAUGUUCAUCUCCUUCCUAACGGUAAACUUUUCGUGUUCGCGAACACGAAAUCGGUUAUGUAUGAUUUUAACGAAAAUCGUGUGGUUCGGGUUUACCCGGAGUUAACGGGUGGACCGAGAAAUUAUCCGUCGGCGGGGAGUUCGGUGAUGCUGGCUUUAGAAGGUGAAUUUUCAGAGGCGGUGGUUGUUGUUUGUGGCGGUGCUCAAUACGGUGCGUUUCUUGAACGGAAUACGGAUAUUCCGGCGCAUGGGAGUUGUGGGCGGAUAAUGGCAACGGGAUCCGACCCGGUUUGGGAAAUGGAGGAUAUGCCGUUUGCGAGAAUUAUGGGUGAUAUGGUAAUUUUACCAACCGGUGAUGUUUUGAUUAUAAAUGGAGCUAUGAAAGGUACACAAGGUUUUGAAAUGGGUUCGGAUCCGUGUUUGAAUCCGGUUUUAUAUCGACCUGGUGAACCGGUUGGGUUACGGUUUAUGGUUUUGAAUCCGGGUACUGUGCCGAGACUUUAUCAUUCAACGGCGAAUUUGUUACCGGAUGGACGGGUUUUACUAGCGGGUAGUAACCCGCAUGUGUUUUAUCGUUUUGUGGAUGUUGAGUUUGCGACAGAGUUAAAAAUUGAAGCAUUUUCACCGGAGUAUUUGGAUUCGGAUAAGGCGAAUAUUCGACCCAAGAUAUUGGAAGUGCCUGAGACAGUGUUGUAUGGUGUAGGAUUUGAUGUUGUUGUGAGCGUGCCUUUGCCUGUUGUGGGAAUUAUUGAAGUGAAUUUAGGUAGUGCUCCUUUUGCUACACAUAGUUUUUCUCAAGGUCAACGAUUGAUCAAACUUGGGGUUGCCUCUGCGAUGGUCGAUGGUGAUCAGAGGUGGAGGAUCCGAUGUACAGCCCCACCAAGUGGGAUGGUUGCGCCGCCAGGAUAUUAUAUGUUGUUUGCUGUUAACCAAGGUGUGCCAAGUGUGGCACGUUGGAUACACAUGUCAUAGCAUGGAUAAUUUUUAUGUCGACCAAGAGACGAAGUGGCAAAAUUCACAAACACAAUUGUAAGAUUUUGAAUUCGUGUGAAUAAUGUUCAUUUGUCAAUUGUGAUAUGUCUUACGAACAUUUUAUUUUUUAAUUUAAGCAAAUGUAAUUGUAUUUAGAUUAUUUUAAGCAAAUGUAAUUGUAUUUAGUUUUUUUUUUUUCCAA